Asparagus officinalis (garden asparagus) is the source of this 932-nucleotide messenger RNA. Its product is annotated as mitochondrial adenine nucleotide transporter ADNT1-like. Lineage: Eukaryota; Viridiplantae; Streptophyta; Magnoliopsida; Asparagales; Asparagaceae. The coding region runs from base 1 to 648 and encodes 215 amino acids. The record is from RefSeq and is a predicted model, not a curated record. The transcript is spliced from 4 exons. Gene Ontology annotation, biological process: transmembrane transport.
AUGAUUCAUGUCAGUUUUUUUGUAUGUUUAGAAGAACCACUAAUUUCUCAUUAUAUAAAAUGGAUAUCUAGUUUAUAUCUUUGUUUAAAUUUAUUUUAUUGUGCUUCUAAGGUGUCAAACUAUGGGACUGGUUUAAGCAGCUUCAACAACCAGAAUGGUUAUAGCGGAGUAAAAGAUGUUUUGAAGAAUGUUUAUAGGGAAGGGGGAGCACGUUCUCUCUAUCGUGGAGUAGGCCCAACACUUAUCGGAAUCCUUCCUUAUGCUGGAUUGAAGUUCUACAUAUAUGAAGAGCUGAAGACCCGCGUUCCUGAGGACUACCAGAAGUCUGUCACGUUGCGGCUUUCUUGCGGUGCUUUAGCAGGUCUAUUUGGACAGACUCUCACCUACCCUCUUGAUGUGGUUAGGAGACAAAUGCAGGUUCAGAGCCAAUGGCGAUCCGAUCAACUUACUUCUCCACGCAUCAACGGAACUAUACAAGGUUUGAACUCCAUCAUCCGCAACCAAGGCUUGAGGCAAUUGUUUGCUGGAUUGAGCCUCAACUAUGUCAAGGUUGUUCCGUCAGUUGCCAUCGGUUUCACUGCAUAUGAUAUGAUGAAGUCUCUUCUACAUGUACCCCCACGAGAAAAGACCCGUACAGUUUCUACAUGACUUUCUUGAUCAGCAAGAUGUUAACCAAACUAAUUUUAGCCUUCAGCUGUGCCAUUAUUUACUGCGGACCAUCGUCUAUACUCCUCAAAAGGCUAUCAUUUGUUUGCAUUAUUCUGACCCUUAUCAUUAGUUUGACAUUAGUUAUAGUAAUAUACAAUGAAUAUUUCCCCUAUGAGAGUCACAGUUUUAUUUUGUACUGUACUUUUGGCUAUCUGCUUCCGUGAAGUUUUGCGUCGCUGCCGUAUGAAAAAUGGAUGACAUCAAUCAGGAUUAUUUGGGCCGGU